UACUCUAUCCUAAAAAUGGCAAACAUUGGACGUAUGCUUGCUUCUCGCGUUGCCAGUCAGUUGGUGCGCAAUGUGGCUACCAACCAGCAGCAGCAACAGGCUAACCUGCUCCGAUUCUACAGCAGUGCUCCCAAGUCGUACGAAUUCAUCAAAGCUGAGCUGGCGGGAGAGAAGAAAAAUGUUGCCCUGAUUACGUUGAAUCGCCCGAAAGCGUUGAACGCUCUGUGCAAUGGAUUGAUCGCGGAAGUGAACGAUGCAUUGGAUCGGUACGAAGCGGACGAUUCGAUCGGUGCGAUUGUCAUCACUGGUAGCGAGAAGGCAUUUGCCGCCGGUGCCGAUAUCAAGGAGAUGCAGCCCAACACUUAUGCUAAGUGCAUCAACACUGACUUUCUGGCCAAUUGGACGCGUGUGGCCAAGGCACAGAAGCCCAUCAUUGCUGCCGUGAACGGGUACGCACUUGGUGGUGGCUGCGAGUUUGCGAUGAUGUGCGACAUCAUUUACGCCGGUGAUAAGGCCCGCUUCGGUCAGCCAGAAAUCGCGCUCGGUACGAUUCCCGGUGCCGGCGGUACCCAGCGCACCACGCGCGCCAUGGGCAAAUCAAAGGCGAUGGAGAUGUGCCUUACCGGAAACAUGAUUACUGCGGAGGAAGCUGAACGUAGCGGACUGGUCAGCAAGGUGUUCCCGGCCGAUAAGCUGGUGGAGGAGGCCGUUAAAUUGGGCGAGAAAAUUUCCACAUUCUCACCGCUGAUCGUGCGUCUGUGUAAGGAAGCGGUCAAUGUGUCGUAUGAAAUGUCGUUGAACGAGGGAUUGCGCUUCGAGCGUCGUCAUUUCCAUGCUACGUUCUCGACAAAGGACCGUCUGGAGGGUAUGAGCGCAUUCGUGGAGAAGCGUGCACCGAAGUUUUCCAACGAAUAA
Anopheles marshallii is the source of this 915-nucleotide messenger RNA. RefSeq names its product probable enoyl-CoA hydratase, mitochondrial (gene Echs1). The transcript has 2 exons. The record is from RefSeq and is a predicted model, not a curated record. Lineage: Eukaryota; Metazoa; Arthropoda; Insecta; Diptera; Culicidae. Gene Ontology annotation, biological process: fatty acid beta-oxidation. Bases 16 to 915 code for a protein of 299 amino acids. Gene Ontology annotation, molecular function: enoyl-CoA hydratase activity. Gene Ontology annotation, cellular component: mitochondrion.